AUGAGACUUUUCCACUACGCACAUUUUCUUUCCGGCUUUGACUACAGCAUAGAGUAUAGAUCAUCAGCUGAGAACAGUAAUGCAGACUACCUAUCCCGAUUCCCAGUUGACAUGAUAGCUACAAACAUUAUUGACGUUAAUUGUGCCUUCCAAUUGCAACAAAUUAACAACAUUUCGAUUGACCGCCAAACGAUUGCGGAUGAAACCCAAAGGGAUUCUGAAUACGAGGCUGUAGUAGAGGCUUUGCAGUCAGGAACGAGUGUGACGCGAUACGGUUAUAAUGAUAAUGAGCUGACGCUGCAGGAUGGGUGUAUUUUAAAAGGCACUAGAGUUAUGAUCCCAAUUGCCAUGAGACAGGCAGUACUGGAAGACAUACAUACGGGUCACCUAGGAAUAGUGAAAAUGAAACUCCUAGCACGAGGCUUUGUUUACUGGAAAAACAUCGAUAAAGACAUUGAGGACCUAGUUAAAGGUUGUCGUGAGUGUAGGCUAAACCAGAACCAACCAGCACGGGCACCACGCCACCCCUGGGAGACCCCUAGAACCCCUUGGCAGAGACUCCACGUUGACUUCGCGGGUCCUAUUCAAGGACAAUCGUUGUUUGUCAUUGUGGAUGCAUUUUCAAAAUGGAUAGAGAUUAUUCCCACUAAGACGACAACAAGUUCAUGGUGCAUCUCCAGAUUGAAGGAGUUAUUUGUAACAUUUGGUUACCCGGAAAUAAUAGUAUCAGAUAACGGAAGGCAAUUUGUGUCAACAGAGUUUGAAACAUUUCUCAAAAACAACGGGAUAGUUCACAAGACUUCAGCUCCGUAUCAUCCGGCGACAAACGGACAAGCGGAACGUUCUGUCCAGACUGUCAAGAGGGCAUUGCAGGCGGCGAAUGCUUACCCGGGUACCAUACAGGAAAAGAUACUGGAAAUUAAAGAGCAAUUGAGAAGGACGCCCAGUGUCAGCACUGGCAAAAGCCCAUAUGAAAUCAUGUUUGGGAGGGAGGUGAGGACGUCUAUACAUGUGCGAUAUAGGAGUACUGUAAUUGACAACACAAGAAGCAUUCCCCAACACCCGCAGACAAGGACGUUCUCCCCGGGCCAAAGAGUACAGAUACGAAGCUACAAGAAAAACAGUAAAUGGGAAUUUGGAACUGUGUUACGAGUACUGGGCUAUAUCCACUACCUUGUCGAAACGGACGACGGUGAAACCUGCAAGAGGCACGUCGACCAGAUGUUACGGUCAGCAAUAGAAGUGCGGAACUAG
Hyposmocoma kahamanoa is the source of this 1254-nucleotide messenger RNA. RefSeq lists its product as uncharacterized. The transcript has a single exon. The record is from RefSeq and is a predicted model, not a curated record. Bases 1 to 1254 code for a protein of 417 amino acids. Gene Ontology annotation, molecular function: nucleic acid binding. Gene Ontology annotation, biological process: DNA integration. Lineage: Eukaryota; Metazoa; Arthropoda; Insecta; Lepidoptera; Cosmopterigidae.